AGUCAACAUCAAUAUUAAUCAUACAAUCAACAGCAAAUAGAAAGUAGAGAAACAACAUGGCAUCUAAAAGACAGGACCCUUUAGUCACCAGUCCAAAACAUUUAAUUUUUAAUGCUCCAUACAAUCGCAUCCAGGGGCGUGAGCUGAGCUUGAUCAAUUCCACGCAAAUGAUUCUGCUGUUCAAGGUGAAGUCAAACUCCGCGAAGCAUUACAGUGUCCGUCCCAACGCCGGACAGGUGGAACCCUUCAGCAUCUUUAGGGUCAUCAUUACCUUGAGUUACUUUGAGUUCCAACCGGAUGUUUGCUAUCGUCAUCAUUUCAGCGUUGAGUCCAUCUACCGUCCAGUUGAUGGUCUGCGCCCGGGUGAGUCCCCUCUGUGGGUCUUUCAGCGAACUCCACCUUCAGAUAUUUGUGUGGUGCGCGUUCUUGUGCACCUGCAGGCCGCUCUACUGUCGACAUCACUGAAGAAUGUAGCCCACAAUUUAAAGCAUGGCGAUAAACAGAUCGGCAGUGUGAACGAGCCGGAGAAGGAGCCGCAGCUGAAGAAGGAGCCGCAGCUGAAGAAGGAGCCGCAGCUGAAGAAGGAGCCAGCACUCGAGACACAGGAACACAAGCAAACGGAGAAGAAGCAGCCUAAUCUGAAGAUUGUAAAUGAGAAACUGGAGAAAACAAAGCCCCAGCUACAGCAGACAGAUCAAAAGCCAAGUUUCAGGUUGGUCAUGAUUAUUUUAACUUUUGGAUUCCUAGUGACAGACUAUAUAAUCAUCCGAAUUUGGAUAGUGAUCAAAAGCAUCCGACACAAUGUUAAGUUCUCUUACUACCAUGGGAAACUCUCGAACUAUGGGAAUAUUUGUGUAGAGAAAUUUUGGACUUAUUGGAAAAUCUCGAUUGAGAAUCUCUCCGAAUAUGAGAAUAUCUGGACGUUGGAUCGUUUGAAUUAUCUGAAGUAUUGCUCUUACGAAAAGGGUUUAAACUUGGUAGAUUCGAGCGAUUUGUUGACGCCUGGAGCACCACAGAAUGGAAGUCUCCUUGGCAGCUACGAGUCCACGCUAAACUCUUCCUUUGCCGAUUCAAUUUUGGGAUUUUUGAAGCGUUAA
Molecule: messenger RNA, 1097 nt
Organism: Drosophila subobscura
Lineage: Eukaryota; Metazoa; Arthropoda; Insecta; Diptera; Drosophilidae
Product: vesicle-associated membrane protein-associated protein B-like
Exons: 2
Coding region: 57-1097 (346 amino acids)
Biological process (GO): endoplasmic reticulum membrane organization
Cellular component (GO): plasma membrane; endoplasmic reticulum membrane
Source: RefSeq, a predicted model, not a curated record